Toxoplasma gondii ME49 is the source of this 1561-nucleotide messenger RNA. RefSeq names its product macrophage migration inhibitory factor, putative. The transcript has 3 exons. Gene Ontology annotation, molecular function: phenylpyruvate tautomerase activity. The coding region runs from base 765 to 1115 and encodes 116 amino acids. The record is from RefSeq and is a predicted model, not a curated record. Lineage: Eukaryota; Apicomplexa; Conoidasida; Eucoccidiorida; Sarcocystidae.
AGAAGCGGAAGAAAAAGCCGAAGAAAAGACGAAGAAUUGAGAUCCUGAAGCGUUCUGGAUCUCUGUCUUUCUCUGUUUCCUCUUUACACGUCGCCACUUGUCCCCAAUUCAACAAGAAGGCCUUCGGAUUACCUGUCCGGAGCGGUGUGCGAGUUACGCUGUCCACGGUCACUCCUGCGUCGCCGCAAAUCUUCCCUAUUUCUUGGUUCUUUCUCUUUAAAGGUCUCUCCUCCGCUCGAAAAGCUCGUCUUCCUGGUGACCAGCAGAGAGCGACCGUCUGCGUCGAACGGACGCCCGAGACAGCUUCUCUCGGAGUCGCGCCAGACGCAGAAGAUUCUGGCAGACUCGACCUCCCGCCUGUUGAGGCGCGCGUUUUCCGCGGGGGGGGGGGGGGGUCGCAUUUGCGGCUCUUUCGAUCGACACUAGAGUCUGGAGACACACAGACGCGAAGUCUAGCGUUUAGCAGCGCGUUUUUGAGGCUGAAACAGAGGGAAAAGCGCGCUUGCGUCGAGACAAGCUGGCGCCGUGAACCUCACAGUCGCCGCCUUCUCGUUUGAGCGAAGAAACCGCGAACGCGAGACGACUGAAAUCCCGCGCUUUCUGCACAGACGGAGGCGCGCGCGCGCGAGUUGCGUCUCCGCCACCGGUGCACUCAGGAGUCCUCCGGAGAAAAUUCACUUGGUGUCUUCACCCCUUUGCGUUCCGGGUCGCUCUGACUUUUUUUGUCUCUUUCUCUUCGCACACCUUUCAAGUUCCCCCACAAAAUGCCCAAGUGCAUGAUCUUUUGCCCCGUCGCGGCGACGCCGGCGCAGCAGGACGCCCUCUUGAAGGACGCCGAAAAAGCCGUCGCAGACGCUCUGGGGAAGCCUCUGAGCUACGUCAUGGUGGGAUACUCGCAGACCGGGCAGAUGCGUUUCGGCGGGAGCAGCGACCCGUGUGCGUUCAUUCGCGUUGCUUCCAUUGGAGGCAUCACCAGUUCCACGAACUGCAAAAUCGCCGCUGCUCUCUCCGCUGCAUGCGAACGCCACCUGGGCGUCCCCAAGAACCGCAUCUACACGACAUUCACAAACAAGAGCCCCUCUGAGUGGGCCAUGGGCGACCGAACUUUCGGCUGAGCUGAGAGCGCUCUGGACGUUUCAUGCAGAGAUCUGUCUUCGGAUUUGUCGCGGAAAACGUCUCGGUUUGCGAACCGUGUCGAGUAUGAACUGAGGGGUGCACCCAGAGACUUCAUCCGCGGGCGCUGGUUACCGGAACUGAGUUGAAAAGGCGCUCUAUACAUACAGCUGGAACUGUCACAGACUCACGAGAGCACCGAGUCGAAUACUGCCGCAGACUUCUUUCCAUUUGUUGCAUGGUAUUAUUUCAAGUUCUUUCUAAACGUCUGUGCUCCUUCCUCUCUGCGCUCGGGCAUCACCCUUGUACAAGAAAAGAGAUUUACGAACCAAGGAGACUUAUCUCCACCAGGUAGAGUACUUGCUGCUUCUCUCCUCUGUGCGUCUUUCGCACUCUUUUCCUGGCGUCCUGCUUCCGUCGUUCUCUCACUCUUCUGCUCUUUCGCCGC